AUUGUGCCAAUCUGUUGGUCUCAGAUUUGUUUACUAUCCGACCUCGCCGAUUGUGUAACCCCGAACAGUGGCUUUUCCGAAAAAUGUAACUGAAACAAAAGAUUAUUCUUAAAAUGAGUCACUUUUUACCCCGCCCAAAGCUUCUCCAGUGGAACAGUGCUAUUCCCCUCAUUCGGCAGUACUCCUGCUUCCCACAAUCGGUAUCCGAUGCUGACAAAUCAGCCAAAUUGCUGCAAGGCUGGAAACAGCCGGUGCCACUGGUGUUUUCCAAUGGACUUUUCUGGGAGCGGGACCGGAAGGGUGGUUACGACACCAAACCGAAAGUCUCCCGCAUACGAAUGAUAGUGGAUGGAAUGAAGCAACUACGUCAGGAAUUCAAACUCUUCCAGCAGGAGUGGAAAGAAAAAAUCGCGAGCGAUGCGCUAGUCGUAUUCCGGCCGGGGGAAACCGAUGUGGUUUUCAAUUUCGAAACGGAAGAACAGUUGGGCAAGUGGAACGUGACCACGGACAAGGAUCACAACGAGGGCUUCACCGAGGCAAAGUUUGAGCUUGGCCCGAGUGGGUUUGGGCUGUUUCAUGGGAACCUAGAGUCGAGAGUGCCGAAGGAUGGGAGGAUCAAACGGUCCGGAUAUGCGAAUAUUAACAGUCAGAGAAUAAGGAAAUCUUUCAAGCGCGACGCUUUCUACGAAUGGGAACAGUACAACACGUUGGUGCUGAAGGUUCGCGGAGACGGACGCUCAUACCUCAUUAAUCUCGCUUCGGAAGGUUCCUUCGAUAUCCUGUGGAAUGACAUUUACCACUUCAUACUGUAUACUCGGGGAGGACCUCACUGGCAGAUUGUUCGGAUUCCUUUCUCAAAGUUUUUCCUGUCAUCCAAAGGACGCGUCCAGGACAUUCAGGGCCGGGUUCCGUUGAAUAGGAUUACCAGCGUGGGAUUUUCGGUGGGAGCGAGAGGAGGUCACGAUGGUCAGUUUCGACUGGAAUUUGACUACAUCGGAGUCGAAUUCGAUCCAGCCAAUCAGGAAGAGUUUGCCUAUGAGAUGUAUAAGCAGCAAAAAUAUAUCGUUGGCACCUAAGUACAAAAUUUAUUUAUUUGUGUUCAGUCUUCGAUGAACUCCUACAGACUAAUACUAACUUAUGCUAAUAAUUUAAGUCUAGGUACAUAUAAAACAUUGUCGACCCUAGAGGCGAAUGAACUGCAAAGUUUAAAGCCUCUCUAAAUCAAAGAACUGAAUUGAAUUGGCAGGAACUUUGAGAAUGUGAUACUUUGAGAAAACUACUCACAUAUACCAAUGCUCACUUUGAGCAGUUUAUUCGUAUUCAGAAAUCCAGAAAUAUCAUUGCUUCGUUUAUUGCCUAGUCAAAUCUUUGCCUUGCGUGCUUUAGCUGAAGCAAAAUGAUUCACAAUUGCAUCUAAAUCAAAGUCUGCUAGCGAUUCUACACCGCGUUUCACAACUAGAGCACCACUCAUUUUCGUGAGUUUCCAGAGAUAAGUAAGAACUAGGAUGAAUUGAAGUAUAUAGUGAUAGGAUAUAAUAACUAUCUUCAUUUAAAAGACUGGCCAUUUUAACUUUACUGUUGUGUUCAGGCGCGAAACAUUCUAAAAACUAAAAUUCCAGUGUUUCAUAACUAUAGAAUCUGAUGAAAAAUAAAUUCACUCAUUUACACAUCAACGUCAAUUUCACAUGAAUUACAAUAAGUUUCUAGUUCGUGAGUCAUUCUAGUUCUCAAUCAGUUCAAAUAAUCCAUUCAGGGUGGUUUUGACUAAGUUGCGCCAUGUUGUAGUGUGUAUUUCGUUCUACGCAGAAGAUACUGCUCGUUUAAGCUCUUCAAAUCUCUCAUACUGCUUGUAAGCUGCAUCUACUAACAAGUUGACCAGUCCAGAAUCUGAAGUCACUAUUCAAUAAAACCAUGCCUUGACUUUCCGCAUUUUAUGGAUGGAUGCCAAACAAUCCAAUUAUCACGUUGUUUUUGAUGUAAAAACAGAUGUAAAUGAUGUUGGUAGAACAACGAACGACCCACCUUGUGCAUUUGAACAUCUUGUGUAUGCGCACGGUGGCAUCAUAGCAAAGCGAGAGCACACCAUCAGCCUUCUGCUGUGUGCUUGAACAAUCAUGUUCAUUCAAAAAUUAGA
Toxorhynchites rutilus septentrionalis is the source of this 2134-nucleotide messenger RNA. It is a transcript of the gene CIA30, whose product is annotated as complex I intermediate-associated protein 30, mitochondrial. Gene Ontology annotation, cellular component: mitochondrion. Gene Ontology annotation, biological process: mitochondrial electron transport, NADH to ubiquinone; mitochondrial respiratory chain complex I assembly. The record is from RefSeq and is a predicted model, not a curated record. The transcript has 2 exons. Bases 114 to 1076 code for a protein of 320 amino acids. NCBI's taxonomy places the organism in Eukaryota, Metazoa, Arthropoda, Insecta, Diptera, Culicidae.